Scylla paramamosain (green mud crab) is the source of this 2489-nucleotide messenger RNA. RefSeq lists its product as uncharacterized. Lineage: Eukaryota; Metazoa; Arthropoda; Malacostraca; Decapoda; Portunidae. The record is from RefSeq and is a predicted model, not a curated record. The transcript has 3 exons. The coding region runs from base 117 to 422 and encodes 101 amino acids.
UGUGUGUGUGUGUCGGUGGUGGCGAGGGAAGUGGCUGGCGUGGGUAGCCUCACUCUGGUCUUACCUGACGAAAAGAGAGGUGUACUACUACUUCAAGCAGGUCGUUAGCAGGCGCCAUGGACAUCAAGCUGCCAGCGACUAUCACGAUGUUAGACUCGGAUCUCAACAACCAGGACCCGAAUCGCAAUCCACUCCGAGAGAUCGGCAGCAUGGAGGCCUUGUUAAUAACGAUCUGCGUGGCCACGAUUUGUCGCGCCUUGUUCCUCUGCUGCAGCGGCUUUAUCGCUCACUGGAUCGCGGACCGCCGGAGGAGGAUAAACAUGGACCCCCGCCGGCCAGUGAUUCCCCCUCCACCCCCGCCCCCUCCCACGCCCCUCGUGGCCACUACACUACACGCCAGGUUCAGGCCAGGGAAGCUGUGAUCCUGACCAAGGGCACGUGACUCGGGGAAACCAGAUAUACGGUGAAGAAUCCUGCACCCUGCCAUGGACUCCCCCGAUACAAGGAUACUCAAAGGAAGGUGUGCUGGGCCACUCAACUCUGGCCUUCUCGCAGACCUUCCUUCCAGUCUUUUCACGACGGACUGACGGACGUUUCAUCCACGACGUCUGUGACUAAACUUCAUACGGGUGAGGGCCACCCACUGCCACACCUGAGCCUCUGCCCCCGCGUCACUGUGGGGGAGCUAAACUUCAUACGGGUGAGGGCCACCCACUGCCACACCUGAGCCUCUGCCCCCGCGUCACUGUGGGGGAGACGUGACGGCGCCAUGGCACCCCUAAAAACCAAAACAAAAAUCCAGAUAAACACUUUAGUUUUAAGUGACUCGAGGCGCUUACUGAAGUGUCCUUGAGGUUUUUAUAAUUGUUUUUAACCCGAGCAGCUGACACGUGUGAAAGGAAUGAAAGCGGCGCGUUUGUAUACAUGUUUUUUUGAUUGUUUUUGUUUGAUUGUUUUUAACUCUUAGUGUGAAAGGAAGGAAUGCGGCGCGUUUGUUUUUUUUUGUAUAGUGCCAUAGUAUGAUAAGCACUGAAAAGGGUCGCUGAUGCCUAGUGUGCCUUUUCGCUACAAAUGCUCAGGGUUUAGUUAACUUGUGCUUGAGCAUGGUGACUUGCAAGCUUGGGACAUUCCUGUUUGAGCUGGGACCGUUUCUAGUAUUCGUUCUAGUUUUCUUUCUUUGGAGGUUUGUGUUGUAUUUCUGCUCGUACCAUUUUCAUCCAGGUCAGUUUGGCAUUGUCUGGUGUUCAAUACCAAGGUGGUUUUAACAUUUCCAGUGCAUAUUUGGUAACGAGGAAGAGCGUUUAGUUUGUUUCCAGUAUUGGUGUCAAAGCCAGUGUCCAGGGAAGUUUGAAAUUCAUAUUCAGUGCCUAGGUUAGUCUCGCUAGUAUUCAUUGAUUUAAUUACUAUUUUCGUCGUCCAAACCUGGUCUCUCUCGUAUUGAUUUAAUAUGGUUAUUCCACCUUCAGUUUCUAUGCUGCUCUCUAGUAUUGAUUUAAUAUGGUUAUUCCACCUUCAGUUUCUACGCUUCUAAGUUCCAGACAAACUAUAUUAUUUUGGUGUCUUGGGCUUGAAAGUUGCCAUACUUAAGCUUCUUAUAAGAUCUUGCUAAUAGCUCACUUAGUGAUACUUGCCAGGGAUGUCAGUAAUGUACUCAGUCCUCUUACUGCUGUACAUGUAUUUAAAAAGCGUAUCUUGUCUCCUUCGGGUUACGGUAGCUAUUUUUAUUGUAGGUAAUUCUUCCUGUAUUUAUUCCUUGCCGUAAAUACCUUAAUGGCCAUUGUAUGACCUCUUGAGUUCAGAUUUAGAGGUACGCAGACUUAUAGCUACGUCUGUGAGCAAGUCUAACAUAACAGUAAAGCAUUUUGUUACUGUUACUUCAAGCCUUUAGUAUUUCAGACCGCUUGCAUAUGUCUAACAUAACAGUGAAGUAUUUUUACUGUUUUAUUAGUCAUACUUCAAGCCUUUAAUAUUUCAGACCGCUUGUAAUGUCAGGGAACUUGUAGUAAAUUAAUUUUUCAGACCGCUUGCAAUGUGUCGGGCAACUUAAAAAUGUUAACUUUAUAUCACGCAGCUUAAGAUUUGUCGGGCAUUGUAUUUCAUGGACACACCUACAAUGAAUCUGCUGCUACAGUUAAAUGCCAAGGAGUAAUGUAUAUAGACUAAUGUACAGCCAGGUGCUGACUCCUUACGGCACCUCGCCACCAUAUCACGCGCACCACCCUACCGGAUCGCGGAGGUUCAGCGUGAGCGGCAUGGCAAAGGCCCGUGCACUCGCCUUGCCUCCUCUGUACAAACUGGCGCUACUGUGUAGUGUACCUCCAUCCAGCACCUAUCCAAAAUUCGACAGUGCUCAACUCAAUGUGACCGUUUUUUAUAAGUUACGGGCGUUGGGUCUCGGUCAGCGGUGUAUGCAAGACUUACGCACUCGCUGGGAUGUAACGUGUAUUAAAAGCUAAAAAAAAAAAUGUACAAUAAAUCAGACAUGAUAA